AUGAGAGUACUGCUUGGUGUACUGUACUUGGUUACGGCCAAUUUUGCAUAUCAAGCGCCAACAAUUGAUGUAGAGGAACAUUUAGUACAGAAACAUGCUAGCAUCGGCCGAUUUAUUGAGUUGAAAGAACACGACACACUUAUUCUGAAAUGCCAUGGUCGCUUUGGUAUGUUUUCUCCCUCUCAAAAUUGCUCCAAUACCCUCUUCUUUUCAGAUGACCUCACAUUCAAAUUUCCCAGCAUGGAUGGCCACUUUGGAUUCGACCCGAUCGCGUUUCAAAACCGAGUUGAGGAAGAAAUCGACGACGGAUUUGGAGACACCGUCCUAACUAUCACCGACGUCAGAGAAUCUGACACCGGCACGUAUUCAUGCGUCUCCGAGGAACAUUCAUCGUUAAAUGACACAAUCCAUGUGUUUGUUCACGGCGCCCAAGUUUUCCUUCCGCUUACUUCGGUGAUGUUUCGAUACACAGAAGGCGACGACAUCAUUGUGCCAUGUAAAACGACAAAGUUUGUUGAGAAAAACGAUAUUGAGUUGUAUGCCAAUGAUGCGCUUAUCAAGUCGGCUAGUAAGAAUUUCGAUCAACGCGUUGGAUACCAAAUCACCAAGAAACUGUAUGAUAUGAAAUCCAUCGACGUGGUCACCUUCACAUGUAAACACAAAAAUGAGCCCAAACAAGAAGUCGAUUACACCAUUUCUGUGAAGGAGAACGACGAUUUGGACAACGAUUUCAAAUUUUACUGGGAUAAGGGAUUCGAUUGGCCACACGUGGGAUACAACUACUCUCAGACUUGUCAUCUUGUGCACAAUGGAACAAAGGAGUUCGCUCCUUUCUAUCAUGAGCUACAUAUCGAGUGUGAUGAAUGCUCCAAUACAAUGGGAAGUCAUGUUUUUGUUGAGAGACAUCGCUUAAGCGGAAAUCAAAUCUCCACGACCUUCCGUAUUGAGCACUUGGAGCUUGAAGACACUGCAACCUAUAAAUGUGUUUGGAACUUUGACAAGAAACUUUUCAAAACUAUCGAUUACGAGUUGCAUGUUGCUCCAACAAGACCUCAAAUCAAGUUGAUCGAGAGAAGCCCACAAAUUCUACGAGUCAAAGAAGUAAAACAGACUAGCCUGUCAGCAAAAUUCGCUGUUUAUCCACUGGAUGGAGAGAGCUACACAGCAACAUGGAGUAGAACAUACAACUCGUCCAUUAAAGUCGGACCACAAAGUGAAACAAUCAUCACUGACGAGCUUCGGACCGUUUCUGCAAAGAAUUUUGGAAAUGGAGUGUUCUCUGAAACUCUGGACUUAAAAAGUGGAGCGAUGACGACAAGCAUGAGUGGAACGUACCGCCUGUCUAUCUCACACAUGAAUACCAGUCAGAGCGUGCAAUGGGAGGUUGCAAUUGAAAACGAGCAGCCAGAUGUGCAAAUUACGGUCCGUGAACCGUCUUCGUUUAUUGUUUUCAACCAGCAAUUUUAUCCACCUGACACCCACCUCCACAUUGAUUGUGUCUCCAUUUCGAUACCUCCAGCAGAUGUUACAUUCGAGCGGAAGAAUAGAGAAAGUGGCGAUUUCGAGGAGAUUGAUCGGGAAUUAUUGAUGAGUGUUGGAGGAAAUUUCGAGAGAGGAUUCAUUUGGAACACGACCCUAUAUGACGAUACAGAACUCAGAUGUACGAGCACCCGGAAUGGAAAUAAGUACACUGCCAUCAAAUCCAUCAUUGUCGCCGACGAAGCUUUCACAGUCUUCUCUGCCAUCGAGAAGAGCGACAAAGCUACAUCAUUGGAACUUCCAAAUGUAAUCUACGAGGGAGACAAUGUGAAAUUAACCUGUGUCGUACCAAAUGGAGCAGCUGAUUGGAAUGUGUCUUGGAGAUUCAAAAACAACGAUUUGGAAUCGUCGGAUACAGAAGUUAAAGGACAUUCAAAGCUUGUGGUGCUCGAUUUGAAAGACAUCACACCAAGCUCCAGUGGAAAAUACCAAUGUGUUGUCAAGAAGGGCGAAUCCGAAGAGUUCCAAGAAAUCGUGCUUAAAGUGGAAAGCAUUUCCAAACCAUAUCACACGGACGCUGAAUCUCGUUCAACGGUUACUGUCAACUACGACGAAACGUUUGUUAUCGAUUGUGGAAUGACUGGAAAUCCACUUCCGGAUGUAAAAUGGUUCAAAGAUGGACAUCCAUAUACUAGUGGUGAUAUGGAAGGGAGUAUUCUCAAAGUGAGCAGAGCUCGUGCUGAGGAUGAUGGACAAUUCCAGUGUUUAGCUGUGAACCGUGCUGGACUCACCAGCAAUUUCAUCGAGGUUCAAGUCGACAACGUCCCUGAACGAUCUUCAUUCUUCUACUGGUUCUUAACAAUCCUCGUCCUCGCUGCCAUCAUUCUAAUUUGUUAUCUUUUCUACAAACUCCGAGCCAACAAGAAGAUCACUAAACAGAAAGACAUACAACUAAACAUGUUAUACCUCAUGAAGCAGAACGAUCCGGGACCACUGCCUGAGAAUCUGAAACUGCUUCCCAUUGAAGAACGCGCCGACUAUCUUCGGUAUCCCGAAGAAUUUGAAAUUGCCAGAGAAAAUUUGGAAAUUUGUGAGAAAAUCGGCUCUGGAAUGUUUGGAUUUGUCAAUAAGGGAUAUUUGUCAAUGGCAGAUCCUAAAAGUCAAAUCGAGUACAAAACACGUCUUCCAGUUGCUAUUAAAAGUACAAAAAAAUCAUUUGACAUGGAGCUUCAGACAAUGUUGUUCGAAGAGUUGAAAAUCAUGUGUGCCAUUGAGAAACAUCCCAAUGUAAUUUCUCUUAUCGGUGCUGUCACGACUAACAUGAGAAAAGGAGAGUUCUAUCUUGUCACCGAAUACGCUGAUAAUGGGGAUCUUCUGAACUACUUGCGAAAACACAGAGAGACAUUUCACAAUACGCUAAUCGACAUGGGAGAGCCAGUCAUAGAUGAAAACUAUUUGGUGCCGAAUAGCAUUAAAAAGAAGAAGUACCUGUUUGAUGAUCAACAAACCGAAUCUACCCGACUCCUUCCCUCUGGUGACCACUUGUCCACAUCGGAUCUUCUGUCUUUUGCACUUCAAAUUGCAAAUGGAAUGGAGUUUUUGGCGGCUGUACCGGUAAGAAUUUUAAUAAUUUUGACGUCAUCAAACUCAUCAAUUUCAGUGUGUCCAUCGAGAUUUAGCUGCACGAAAUGUAUUGUCACAUCCUCAAAAAUCUGCAGAAUUGCCGAUUUUGGACUUGCCAAACGUUACACAGAUAAAAAUUACUAUAGGUAUGAUCCUUUCAAAUUUCCAACAAACAACUUGAACAAAAAUGUUUCAGAAUCAAAAAUGGCAAACAAGUUACUCUUCCCGUCCGUUGGAUGGCUCCGGAGUCUGUACAAACGUAUAAAUUCACUGAAAAGACUGAUGUUUGGUCGUAUGGUAUCACGCUUUAUGAAAUUUUCACGUUGGGUAACCGACCGUAUGCUCAAGUCCCAAAUGAACAACUCGAAGAAUUUUUGCGAAGUGGAAUGCGGAACGAACAACCGGAAUACUGUCAUGACGAUCUGUAAGUUUUUUAAUACUAGUGUUCAAUUGAUUUUCGUCAAGAUGAACUUGAAAUUGAUAAGGUACGCACUUAUGAAAAACUGUUGGCACAAAUCCCCGGAUGUUCGUCCAAACUUCAACACAUGUGUCCACUACCUAAAGGCGCACCUGAAGGAAUGUGCUGGCGAGGUAAGAUUUUUUGCUCAUUUUAUUAGAAAAAACUUUGCGGUUUGCAACUCCUACAAUUUUGAUUUCCAGCUCCUCAACCGUGUCGACGGCCAACUUCACUUGGAGCUUGAAGAGCAGUACAAACUAGAAGAAUGGCUGAUGAAAAAUCGCCCAGACAUUCAAGGAGGAACAUUCACCAGAAAGCCAAAAAAUAAUGAAGAAGAAGAAGCACCUACCGAACGAUAUCUCAUUGUGGAAAGUUCCACUUGA
Molecule: messenger RNA, 3942 nt
Organism: Caenorhabditis briggsae
Lineage: Eukaryota; Metazoa; Nematoda; Chromadorea; Rhabditida; Rhabditidae
Gene: Cbr-ver-3
Product: Protein CBR-VER-3
Exons: 9
Coding region: 1-3942 (1313 amino acids)
Biological process (GO): positive regulation of kinase activity; multicellular organism development; protein phosphorylation
Cellular component (GO): signaling receptor complex
Molecular function (GO): transmembrane receptor protein tyrosine kinase activity; ATP binding
Source: RefSeq, a predicted model, not a curated record